AUGGUGCUGCUGACCACCAAGAUUGUUCAAAGAUCCGCGCUCUUCGUCUCUUUCGGAGGCCUGGUCACCACCUUCAUCACCACGUUCCUUCCCCUGUGGAAGACCAUGAACUCGGACCUGAACGAGAUGGAGAACUGGUACGAGGGGCUUUGGCACACCUGUAUCUUCACCGAAGAGGUGGGACUGCACUGCAAAGCGUUCGAGUCUUUCCUGGCGUUACCUCCACAUACGUUGGUCUCCAGGGUGUUAAUGUGCAUAUCCAUCGCUACAGGUGCCCUGGGUGUUGCCGCUGCCUUCUUUGGACUGGAUGGCGUGGAGGUUGGCGCCAGCAGACCCAAGCUGAAAAGGGGUCUCCUCAUCUUGGCGGGGGUUCUGGUUUGGAUUUCGGGCGUGACGACACUGGCACCGGUUUCGCUGGUGGCUUACGUGACGGUGGUGGAGUUCUGGGAUGAGAAUAUCCCAGACGUGGUGCCGCGCUGGGAGUUUGGCGAGGCCAUGUUUUCCGGAUGGUUCUCUGGCCUCCUGCUGGUGAUCGGCGGGUCAUUCCUCUUCGUGGCCGUGUGUAUGGGUGACCACCAAAUGCAAAGUCGACAUUCUUUGUCUGCACGGGAAGACAGGCCAAGGACUCAGCAUUACCUAAAGACAGAGGUCCUAUAA
Molecule: messenger RNA, 657 nt
Organism: Chanos chanos (milkfish)
Lineage: Eukaryota; Metazoa; Chordata; Actinopteri; Gonorynchiformes; Chanidae
Gene: cldn26
Product: claudin 26
Exons: 1
Coding region: 1-657 (218 amino acids)
Cellular component (GO): membrane; bicellular tight junction
Molecular function (GO): structural molecule activity
Source: RefSeq, a predicted model, not a curated record